Drosophila rhopaloa is the source of this 589-nucleotide messenger RNA. RefSeq lists its product as uncharacterized. The transcript is spliced from 2 exons. Bases 43 to 462 code for a protein of 139 amino acids. Lineage: Eukaryota; Metazoa; Arthropoda; Insecta; Diptera; Drosophilidae. The record is from RefSeq and is a predicted model, not a curated record.
AGUUCGGGGUACAUUUAUUGGCUUAUUUUCUAGUUGUUCAAAAUGCAAAACCCUAUUUGCGAACCGUUCACAAGUUGGCCAAUGAAAUUCGACAUCAACCAGCUGGUGAAGGAGUUCCAACCGGAGGUAAAGGGGCGAGAGGUGGAUGAAGAUAAGUCGCCAAGGGAUUUUCUCCACCUUCCCGACAAUAAUUGGGUGGUCCUGCCCAGUUUUAAGUAUCACUUUGAGCACCUGAGUCCGUAUCUAUCCUGCCGCCAAAGCCAAUAUAUGAGAUGUCGCUUUCGAAAGUUUUUGGACAACGUUCCGAGCAGAUAUGUAACCAUUGCUUUGUACGGCUCUAAUGUUAGCAAUAUGCCAAAGCCAAGACGAAAGAGUCUAAAUGGUCAGUUUUAUGGAGUGGAUAACAAGCUUGCACCUGUUCCAGCUGUCGGAGAUCCACGCUCACCCCCGCACCGAAAAUAGAUAAACUUAAAAAAAUAUUUGUUAUUUAAAUUCAACAUUAACGGUCCACAAAUUUUGAGGAUAUUUAGACAUUAACAUUAUAAAUUCCUAGUGCGAGAAAUAAAUCGAAGUAUUUUGGGAACUUUAA